Messenger RNA from Exophiala viscosa, 1395 nucleotides. RefSeq names its product aldo-keto reductase. NCBI's taxonomy places the organism in Eukaryota, Fungi, Ascomycota, Eurotiomycetes, Chaetothyriales, Herpotrichiellaceae. Bases 93 to 1175 code for a protein of 360 amino acids. The record is from RefSeq and is a predicted model, not a curated record. The transcript is spliced from 3 exons.
ACAAGUUCGCCUAUAGGUCUGUUAUAUUCCCAGCCUGAAAAGAAAUCUUCGUGACAACACGUCCGUCCUCAAACGACAACGCAAUCGCAACCAUGGGUGACGCCGGACUUCCUCAAUCUCUCCAGGAGAGCGUGGAGAGCACAAAAGUUUCGUACGCCCAGCUGGGCCAGUCGGGUCUGCGUGUCUCGAUUCCUAUCCUUGGUGCCAUGUCUUUCGGCCACAAGGACUGGCAACCAUGGGUGAUCGACGACGAAGCCGAAGUCGACAAACUCCUCAAAGGAGCCUACGACCGCGGCCUUAACACCUGGGACACAGCCAACGUCUACUCCAACGGUGUUUCCGAGAAAAUGAUCGGCGAAACCAUCAAAAAGCACAAGAUCCCACGACACAAACUCGUCCUGCUGACAAAAUGCUUCGGCACUGUCGGCGAGGAGCCCGAUGUCGUGCACAUCAAGUACGCCGACGCCAUCAAGAAGAGCAAAGACUACGUCAACCAAGGUGGUUUGAGCCGUGCCGCGAUAUUCAAUGCCGUCGACGCGAGUCUUGAACGUCUCGAUACUCCAUACGUCGACUUGCUUCAGAUUCAUCGUUUCGACAAGUCAGUGCCAGUCGAGGAGACGAUGAAGGCGUUGCACGAUCUUGUUCAGUCUGGCAAGGUCCGAUAUAUCGGUGCAUCCAGCAUGUGGGCCUACCAAUUUGCCAAACUCCAAUCCGCCGCCGAAAAGAAUGGCUGGACCAAGUUCAUAUCCAUGCAGAAUCACUACAGUCUGUGCUACCGCGAAGAAGAGCGCGAAAUGAUCCCCUUCUGCCACGAGACUGGCGUGGGACUGAUCCCCUGGGCACCACUGUACCGCGGCCUCUUGGCUCGACCUUUGGGAUCCGACACAACGACUCGCGAGGAGAGCAUGAAGGGCAACCCCAUGUUCUCAGGCCUCAACGAGGAAGACACUACGAUCAUCAAACGUGUGCAGGAGUUGGCGGAGAAGCACGGAUGGAAACAAUCCCAGGUGGCGCUUGCGUGGAUCAUUCAGAAGGGCACGAUCCCCAUUGUGGGCUUCAGUAACUUGAACAGAUUGGAGGAGGCGGUUGCUGUGAGGGGCAAGACGCUGACUGCGGAUGAGAUCAAGUACCUUGAGGAACCGUACAAGCCUAAGGCUAUUGUUGGACAUCAGUAGUUCAGACAAAGCAGAUGGACGCCAGCAAUUGUCGCUGUCAGGGACAUUUAAGUAGAGACUGCUGAGGCGAGGCUGAGGAGAACAAAAUCAAAACACUGUGAAGUAACACGAAGCAGAGAUUCCCUGUCUUACUGCAUAGCGACGACCUUCUCUUAGGCUAUCGAUUUCAAGAUCUUAGUUCCCACAUCGCCCGUCAUGGUAUGUCCAGAUAUAUAUUGGU